Molecule: messenger RNA, 1735 nt
Organism: Wallemia mellicola CBS 633.66
Lineage: Eukaryota; Fungi; Basidiomycota; Wallemiomycetes; Wallemiales; Wallemiaceae
Product: MFS general substrate transporter
Exons: 4
Coding region: 122-1663 (513 amino acids)
Biological process (GO): transmembrane transport
Cellular component (GO): membrane
Molecular function (GO): transmembrane transporter activity
Source: RefSeq, a predicted model, not a curated record
CCCAUAUGUAUUUCUGCAUGCAUUUCUAUAUAUAUACUCGGACUUCUCAUCUCUGAGCUCGGAUUACCAUAGCAGUCAGUUACAAAUUCACUGAUAACCAAACCUUCUCUUUUUGAUCGACAUGCAAGUUAGCAAAAAACCAAGUUUUAAUUCAAGCGAGAGCGACAAGGCUUGGUGCAAGUGCAAUAGAGCGUUUGUUACUCGUUUAGACGUCUAUUUCUUGACAUGGGCAUAUCUAAGCUAUCUAACCAAACAGAUCGAUUCCUCCAAUUAUAAAACUGCGUAUGUCAAUGGAAUGCAGGAAGAUCUUAAUCUAUAUGGUGACGAGCUCAACUAUUUCAAUACGUUUUACAGAAUUGGAUAUGGUGUGUUUAUUCCAAUAUCAGAAGCAAUCUUAGCGUCUAAUAUAAUUCGUGUCUCUUAUUGGUUGCCCACUCUGGAACUGAUCUGGGGUAUAGCAACGGCAGUCAUCGCCGUAGCUGACAGCGCUAAAGUAGUUUAUGGUCUUCGCUUUAUAAUAGGAAUAUGUGAAGCUAGCAGCUAUGCGGGUUUAAUGACGCUCAUUGUCUACUGGUAUAGAUCCUCCGAGUUGGCCAAGAGACUGAGUAUUUUUGGAACGAGUUAUCCGCUAGCCAAUAUCUUCACGAGCAGUCUUCAGAUUGCAAUUAAUGAGGGUAUGGAUGGUGUACAGGGUCUCGCGGGAUGGCGAUGGCUCUUCAUUUGGAAUGGAAUUAUCACAGUCAUAAUUGCAAUCUCAGGUUAUUUUAUGAUACCUGAUGCUUUACAAGAAUCGCACGCUCUCUGGAUGACGAGCAAUAUGCGAGAAAUAGCUGAAGAACGUUUCCUUAGGACAGGCUUUAGAAAGCCGGUAAAAUUGACAUUCAGGCAAUUCUAUAUCCUGAUAAGGAAAGCACUUACGAGCUGGAUAACAUAUGCAUUUACACUGACGUACGCUGUAUGGAGUUUCUCUCAGGAUUCUAAUACUUGGCUCUCUCUUUUCCUUAAGUCGCUCACGAAUGAGGAUGGAAGUAAGAGAUUUUCAAACAAUCAAGUUACUGCUAUACCAAUCGGAGGAUACGUAGUCCAGAUAGUGUUUAUGCUUAUAUGGGCAUAUCUAUCGGAUAUACAUCAACGUAGAUGCCGCUACAUUGUUGCUCAACAAAUCACUAUCCUUGUGGGAACCAUCAUUCUAUCAACCUGGCCAAAAAGCUUCGGUUUGAAAAUGUUUGCAUAUUACUUCUUAUACCUCUCCAAUUCAGCAGGACCGUUGAUUGUAGCAUGGAUGAGUGAUACAAUCGGGAAGCAAAAUACAGAGAUGCGCACGAUUUACAUUGGAUUAGGUGUAUGCGUUGUUAAUGCUAUAGACUCAUUCCAGAAUAUUUUCAUAUAUCCAGCAUCUGAGGCGCCAAAUUAUAGAAUCGGAUACAAAGCAGCAGCAGCAUAUGCAUUUGCCUCAAUUGUCGGCUGCUUUGUCUGGAAAAUACUCGCUAAAAAGGACCCAACUGCAUCUGGAUUGAAAGAUACGAACGUACCUAUCCUGAUGUACGAAAUCAAAGGACCAGAAAGUAACCACUCAAAAGCGUCUUCAACAGACAGUUCACCACUAGGAAGCCCUAUAGAGGAAGAGAUUGGAAAUCAGUCUGUAAUUAGAGAAUCAAAGUAAGCAAGGAAUACUCGGAUAUUUUCACUUAUGCAUUGUUUUCAACUACUUAUUUGUAACAAAAUGUAUAGUAUC